CAGGUAAUCCAAAAGUUCUUUCACGUCAACCAUUAUGGAAUCAUUUAUUAACAUAUUAUAAAGAACAACAUGUACUUGUUGAAGGUCCAUUAAAUAAUCUUAAAGAAAGUGCUAUACAAUUUUCGAAACCAAAAAAACUUCUUAAUCCAACUAAUCCUGGUGGUCGAUUUAUGUCAAAUGCUAUGUUUUCUGAAGCAUUAAUUCCUGGAUCAAUCUAUGAUAGAACAGCUACAAUGAGUGAUAAACGUCAAAUGAAUGGACCAUUGUAUGGAAACAAUAUUAAUUCAAAUCUACGUGCUCAUGAUCCAUUAAGUUAUAUUGAUACCGGAUCAAUGGUUGGUAUGUCACAACCACCAAAUGGACUUAAUUUACCAAUGCCACAUCAAAUGAUGAUGACUACUAUGCCAAUGUCAUAUAUGAGUGGACCACCACCAUUUAAUCCUAUGAUGAAUGAUCGACAAAUGAAUAAUCAAACGGCAAUGGCUCGAGGUGCUCGAGGAGGCGGUGGAAGAGUCAAAAAUCCAUCUAAACCACCACGAUUUUCGAAAAAUAAUGCAACACAAUCACAGGAUAAUUCAAGUUUUACACAAGGUGGUACAAUAAGUCAACCAUAUCCAGUAUCACAAAGUGGUCUUAUGUCUCAACAUGCAUAUGGUUUUUCACAGCAAGACUUUUCUCAACCGGAUAUGUAUGAUGUAUAUCAACCUUCUCAAAAUGAACAUCAUCAAUUAUUAUCUCAAGAUUCAACUUAUGCUGAUCCAGCAGCUUUUAUAAAUUCUCAAGUAUCAAGUAAUACAAGUAUUAAUCCAAAUAAUAGAAGUGGUCAUUCACAUUUUUGA
Molecule: messenger RNA, 839 nt
Organism: Rotaria sp. Silwood2
Lineage: Eukaryota; Metazoa; Rotifera; Eurotatoria; Philodinida; Philodinidae
Source: the annotation of a GenBank genome assembly